Kwoniella shivajii is the source of this 2382-nucleotide messenger RNA. RefSeq lists its product as uncharacterized. Gene Ontology annotation, molecular function: protein binding. Lineage: Eukaryota; Fungi; Basidiomycota; Tremellomycetes; Tremellales; Cryptococcaceae. The transcript is spliced from 8 exons. Gene Ontology annotation, cellular component: cytoplasm. Bases 1 to 2382 code for a protein of 793 amino acids. The record is from RefSeq and is a predicted model, not a curated record.
AUGUUGCAACACCCCUCACAAUCCUACUUGAAUCAGAAUCAAGGUGGACAAGGGCAGGCAAAUGGUAAUUUACCAUGGGGAGGACCAUUCCCCAGUCUACAUCUUUGGCCACUUCAAGACACAUUUGUGAUGAAGAUGAUCCAUCUACCGGAAGGACAAAGGAUCAAAAUUGGACGUCAGACAAAUACCAAAACUGUACCGGGUGAACGUAAUGCAUACUUUGAUAGUAAAGUAUUAUCCAGAUUACAUGCUGAAAUUUGGGAACAAAAUGGAAAGAUGUAUAUCAAAGAUGUUAGGUCGUCAAAUGGUACUUUCAUUAAUGGAGAACGUCUGAGUCCUGAAAGUGUAGAAAGUGAACCUUUUGAGUUGAAGAACGAGGAUCAAGUGGAAUUUGGUAUAGAUAUAGUCAGCGAAGAUAAUAGGACAAUUGUACAUCACAAAGUGGCCGCAAAAGUUUACUGCGUAUUCGGUCCAGAAGAUGCAGCUUUAAGUGCACGCGAGUUGGUCAACUACCAGAACCAAGAUGGUCGUGGAGCCAAACGAAUGCCAACUAAUUCAACUGGUUAUCCAAAUAAUCAACUAGCACAAAUGGGUCCAUCUGUAAUGAGUAGUGGAGGUAAAUCUGGCGGUCUAAGUUUCGAUCAUGUACUUACCAAACUACAGAAUGAAUUAAGAGCUAGCAAAGAGACAGGAGCGGAACUGCAGAAUCUGGCAACGGCAUUCACGGAUAUACAGGACACAUUGGGUGGAGGAUUGCCACCAGCACAGAACGGUUCAGCCGCGCAAUUCAUUCCACCUCAAUUCCGAUCGGCGUCAGCAGAAGCACAAGCUGCACUGGCUGGACCACAUGGUCAACAAGCAGCUGCAUUCAUAGCUCUUCAAAAUCAACUGACUGAGACCCAAACAUCGCUUGGAUCUCAACUUGAAAAAAUACGUUUAUUGGAGGGAGAGCUGAAAGAACAUGGAAGUAUCAGGAAUGAGAUAACGACAAUGAGAGAACAGAUGGAAGAAUCCAAAAGGGAAAUGGAUUUAUUGCUUACAAGCGGAGGUAUAAGCGGGUCAAUGAGAGGAAGACGUAUGAGCCGAAGAAAAGGACAUGAGGAUGAUGAUGAUGAAGAUGAUGACGACGACGACGCUAGAAGUGUUAUGACCAUGAUGGAUAAUGAAGACUCUGAACAGAGAGUAAGGGAUCGACGUAGAGCUGAAAGAGAAGCUCCUGAUAUUAGAAGAGAUAGAGGAACGGAUAGACCCAAGACACCGGAACCGACCAACCUAAACGGAGAUAUAGGGUUUGAUGAUGAAAAGGACUCUUCCGGUUCAAGUCAUUCUAUAUCCCAACCUAAUGGAACAACGUCUCGUGAAAGUGAAAUCAUUCAGCAGAAUGCUGAAUUGGUAGGGAGAAUCACCGCUCUUUCAGCGGAAAUAUCAGAAGCGGUUCAACUUUCACAAACUCUGCAAUCACAGCAUUCAGAAGCAAUGUCAGCCGUCAAACUUCUCACGGAAAGAGUUGGAGCUUUGGAAACCGGUAUAGCAUCUAAGGUAGCGGAAGAAGUGGAGAAAGCGGAACUAAAAUGGGAAAACUGGAGGGUGAAAUUCGAAGAAGGUUGGAAGAAAGAACGCGAAUCUUGGGACGCAGAGAGGGAACGUCUAAGAGGUGUAGUACGAGAAUGGGAAGAAGCAAGUAGAAGAGCACAUGAAGAAGAGGAAGAAAGAGAGUUGAAUGAAAGUCUAAGUGAAGAUGAGUUGGAGGAGGAGGAAGAUGAUCAUGAGAAUGUAGAAGGACAACCGAAUGAAGUUUUAUCGUUGGACGGAUGGGAAGAUGGUACUUCUAGAUCCAGUAACCCGCCGUCAAAGAUACCAGUAUCUCCUAGCAGGAAAUCGAAACAACGUAGGAAAUCAAGUUCUAAAGCUCUAUUAGCUGUCAGAGCAUUACAAGCUGUUUCUGAAAACGAUAAUGCUCUACCGUUAGACAAUAAUAACGGUUCUUCCACACCGAAAGGAACGUCAGCGAACGUCAUUGAUAACCCUUCUCCCAUCCCUACCAUCAACGGUCAUGGCACAGGAUCAGGAAGGUCGAAGAAUAAGGGACGAAGGGGAAACUCCAAAAAACGUGAACAAAACUUCCAGAGAUCAGGUUUAGCUAGAACGAUAAAAGUUGACGAGAAAGAAAAAGAGAAUUCAUCGGAAUCAGGAAGAGAAAGUGUAUCAACAUUGAAAGAUGGCGAUGAGACAGAUGUUGUCAAAUCGAAGAAUGGUAAUGGUACUAUGAAAGGGAAAAGUAAUGAGUCUCAAGCACAAGCUAUACGGCCCGUCCCGGUAUUCACUGUGCUGGUAGUACUAGUAGCAGCAGGUGUAUAUUGGCACAAAUUUCAUAAAGAUUAG